AUGUGCGCGUGUGUGCCCACAGGUAGUGGCUGGGUGGGCUGGCGCAACGACUCGGUACCCACCAAGUACGUGGAGCUGCUGUUCGAGUUCGACGCGGUGCGCAACUUCAGCGCCGUGCAUCUCUUCACCAACAACUUCUUCUCCAAGCACGUGCAGGCGAGUACCCGCGCGGCGAGCGCUUUCAGCCCUCUAACGCUCUCUGAAACAGCGCCAACUCGCCAGUUCCCCGACUUACCAGCUCUACCAUCGCCUGUCUUCCACCUGUCUACCAAUCUUCUUGCUCUCCAAUCCUCGACGUGGCGGCGGCGGCGCGCCCGCGGCGUGUGUGCGCAGGUGUUCUCGCGCGCGCGCGUCUUCUUCAGCGUGGGCGGCCGCUUCUUCAACGGGCGGCCGCUCAGCUUCUCCUACAUGCCCGACCUGGCCCUGGAGCACGCGCGCAACGUCACCAUCAAGCUGCACGGGCGCGUGGGCCGCUUCGUCAAGCUGCAGCUGCACUUCGCCGCCCGCUGGAUUCUGCUGAGCGAGGUCGCCUUCGACUCCACGCCCGUCGACGCCAACUUCACGGCGGAGACGGAGGCCGCCGUGAGCGAGGACGAGAUCGUGGUGGGGUCGGCGGACGACGCGGCCCCGUGGGACACGCUGGAGACCAUCGCGGCCCCCAGCGCGACGCACGGAUACGUGGAGGUGGUGAUCGGCGUGCUCACCGCCGUCAUGCUUCUUCUGCUGCUCGUAUUCGUGGUGAUCCUCUUGGUGAGCAGGCGACACAAGCUACAAGGCUCCCCGACGAUUCUGCGCAACCCCUUUGGCGUGACCGUUAACAUGAAGGACCUUCUGAUGAACCUGGCGCCCGUGAACGGCGGCGCGGGCCCGCUGCACGCCAGUCAGGCCGCGGCGUCGGCGUCCGCCUCGGGCUCGGCCUCCGCCUCGGCGUCGGCCUCGGCGUCGGCGUCCGCGUCGGCCGCGGCCCUGCUGCUCACCUUCGAGCAGCACCUGGCGGCGCGCGCCGCCACGCCCCCCGCGCCCGCGCCGGCCUCCGCGGGCUGCGCUCUCGCCGCCGGCCCGCCCCGCCGCGAGACCUCGGGCCUGUCGGCGGACCUCUCCGCCGACCUGUCGCUGGAGCUGGAGCUGCCCGUGGGCACGUCGUCUGGUGAGUACAACAAUCUUCACCCCAACCAGUUCGCGUCGCCACGAGCAUCCAGCGACAGGUCGGUGGACCUCUCCGCCGAUCUGUCGCUGGAGCUGCCCAUGGGCAUGUCGUCUGGUGAGUACCACAAUACUGAACCUAGCUCCAUGGAUAACCGCAGACCGCUCCCCCUCGAGCACUCGGGUCACUCGACAGACUUCUCUGCCGACCUAUUGCUGGAGCUGGAGCUGCCCGUGGGUACGUCGUCUGGUGAGUACCACGACUCUGAACCCAUCUCCAGGGCUAACGCCAGCCCGCGUCGCCGCGAGCACUCGGGCCUCUUGACAAACUUCUCCACCUACCUGUCGCUAGAGCUGUCCGUGGACAUGACUGGUGAACACCUCAAUCCUGAACCCAUUUCCAUGACUAACCCCAGCUGGCUCCGUUGCAAGCAUUCGGACAUAUUGGCGGACUCUCCGAUGACCUGUCGCUGGAACUACCCAUGGGAAGGUCGUCUGGUGAGAAUCAUAAUUAUAAAUGCGUACCCAUUCCGCCGCGACUCCUCGGGGCUAUCGGCAGACCUGUUGCUGAAGCUGCUGCUGCCCGUG
Molecule: messenger RNA, 1731 nt
Organism: Gryllus bimaculatus (two-spotted cricket)
Lineage: Eukaryota; Metazoa; Arthropoda; Insecta; Orthoptera; Gryllidae
Source: the annotation of a GenBank genome assembly